Molecule: messenger RNA, 2044 nt
Organism: Anopheles merus
Lineage: Eukaryota; Metazoa; Arthropoda; Insecta; Diptera; Culicidae
Exons: 2
Coding region: 127-1935 (602 amino acids)
Source: RefSeq, a predicted model, not a curated record
UAUACACAAUUCACCCGCGGAGAGCAAAAAAAAAAAAGACGAAAUUCGCGCGUACCAUCCCGUAAGCUUAGCGUCUCCCCAGCACUUGUUAUCUAAUAAAUCCUGCUUUAUUUUAGUGGUCAGAGUAUGUUUCGCAAUGGUUUGCUGUUGCGUAUGUUUAGCCAGCAGCGUAGCAUACUUCGCCGGUUCUACUGUGUGACCGGGCGGGAGAUACAACCCGCCGACGGUACGCCCUCGUCCUACUUCGGCCUGCUCAAAUCUGCCACCGAUGCGAAGGAGGUGCUCGAAUUCCUGCCCACCAUCAGCCGCACCAAGCAGGACCGUCACGUGUACACACUGCCCGCCCUCAAGACACUGUUCGAGCUGCAGAAAAAUAGCAAAAGCACGCUCCGCUCGGACCAGAUCCUCAAGCAUCCCCGGUUUGCGGAGCUGUGCCAAAAUGUGCGCUUCGAGUCACGCACCUUCCUGAUGAACGACAUUACGGAGUGCUUGAAGAUCCUCACCUAUCUCGGGGUGCACACGAACAGCGAAAUCAUCACGGUGCUGCUGCAGCUGAUACGUCACCAAAUCAAUGAUGUAACGUUGGAUCACAUCGUCUUUCUUAGCUUUAUCCUGAAGAAGCUCGACCGGACGCCGCUGGUCGAGGCGCUGCAGAUCGCCCUGCCGAUGCUGCUGCAGAUCCAGAUCGGCUACAAGCUGGACCACGAAAACGUGCAGCAGCUGGUCGAUCUGCUCGAGUUCGUGUCCCAGCACAAGGUGAACGACCGGACGGUGAUGAACAUCGUGAGUGCGUUGACACUGCACGGCACCAACCUGUCGCCCGAGCAGGCCACCAAUGCGCUCAAAGCGCUGGCCAGCUUUCACAACUUUCUGCCCCAGUACGGGAAGCUGCUGCAGAACGUGUUCGCCGUGCUGGAGCGUGACCUAGACGAGCUGCCGUUCAAAAUGCUGGACUAUGUGCUGAAAAGGGUGCUGGAAAAAAAUCUCGAACAUUACCCAAUGUUCUACCACGAGCCGUUCCUUAAGCGAUGCGCCCAGUACGCGGUCGACCACGACAUAGGGCUGCUGAAUGCGCUCUAUCUGUUGAAAAAGCUGAACAAAAUUUCCUUCCUUCACAUCCCGCUGCUGGAUUACAUUGCCGCGCACGCCGGCAAGCUGUCGAUUGUGCCAACGUCCGGCAUCAUCACGAUAGUGGCCGGCUUUUCCAAUGCCAACUAUCGGCCGCCCGGCUGGGAAACGAUAAAGGAGGAAAUUGCUCGCAAUUCCACCAUUACGACCGGUUCCAUCCCCUGGAUACGCUACAAUCUCGAGCUGCUUUCGCUGGACAUCUUCAAUCCCCAGCUGCUUGCUCACUGGUUGAAUCCGCAGGCGCUGGAAGCAAACAUGGCACGUAAUGUGCUGGUCGACUAUCUGCAGCUCACUGAGCUGGGUCAAACGCUGCGGUUACUGUACGGGGGGCAGUAUCAAGGCGCUUACCCUGCGAAACACUACGUGGAGAAAUCGGUCAUGCUGAUGUUGCAAAACAACGACCAUCCUUUGCUGAAGCCGCUGGAGUUUGCCUUCGGCGGCGAGGAGUACGUGAGCACGCAGGUUGUGACCGAGCAGGGUCAUGUCCUUGACCAUGUGAUCGCUUUCGAUGCGGACGGUAACCCGGUUAAGCAAUGUGUGCCGUCGGUUGAAGGGGCUGGCAUUCGGUUGGAGGACGUACGGCAGCAGGCGAACAAGCUUGUUGCUGUACUGUUUCUACCAAAAAGCUGUUACGCCAUCAACGUCAAUCGAUUGCGAGGACGGUUUGCGCUGCAUGUGAAAACCAUCCAAGCUCUGGGUAUUCCUACUGCCACCGUGUCCCCUGUGAUAUGGGCAAAUCUUCCCGAAUCGGAACGGAUUCCCUUUCUACAGCGCGAGGUUCGAGAUGCACUUCAACAAGCAACGUAAUUUGUACAAAAACCCACCCCACUAGUCCACAUUAACAGUUAAAAGUGUAACUACAGCUGAACAAACGUUACAUGAUGAUGAAUAAAAAGAAAACAAGGUCAAAUUCUAA